UUGGUUAUAGGUUAUAGUUUUUCAAUCCGAAGUUUUUGAGUUAAAAUUGGGAUAUUAUUUUAUUGCAGCAUUCUUUUAAUUGUACCAAUGAUAAUAUAAUAAUAAAGUGACUGUUCGUUCUAUUCAUUAAUUUAUCGUAGAAAUCCAGUUAUGUCGACGAAUGAAGAUAGUAUAAAUACCAAAACAAAUACAGAUGGAAAGAAUAAAGAAACAGUAUUUUGCACUUUCUGCCCGUCCAAGAUACUUAAUGUAGGAGCAGCUACUUUUGUUAUAAUGGAGUUUGCGCUACCAUACAUACAUUCCAAAGGAGAAGGCGAAGGCAAUCAACAAGAAACUAUCACAGAAUAUUGGUUAAUUGAAGAUAUGUACACAUUUGAAAAUAUCGGAGUAUCUCAUACAGUAGGAAAUAUAAAAUACUUAGCUUGUGCGGAUUGUGAAAGAGGUCCAGUAGGUUGGCAUGAUUUAGCUACGAAAAAAUCCUACAUAGCUUUAUCUAGAGUUAAGCACGAAUAAUUAAUUUGUAAGUGUGACUUUUAUAAUUUUAUAAACAAUUACAAAAGAAAAGUAUUCGUUGGCCUAUAGAAAAUGUGAAUUUGUAAAAGAAUAUUUACCAAAGACAAUGAUGAUCGAUUAUUUAAAUUAAUUAAAAGCAUCUAUUGUGGAAAAGGAAAAGAAUAUAAAUAUGUAUAUAUACACAUAUAUACGUAUAUACAUUUAUGCAGGUAUAUAUAAUAUUAUCGUUGUCUUUAUAUAUGAAUGCAAGUAAAGUGGAUAGGAAUUAUAAGAUUGUAUAAAGUAAAAAGAUAUUAAAUUUUUGUUUUGUAUGUAAAUUUUCAAAAUAAAAGUACAUUUUAAAUGAAAGUAAUAUU
Messenger RNA from Vespula vulgaris, 869 nucleotides. RefSeq names its product guanine nucleotide exchange factor MSS4 (gene strat). Bases 151 to 513 code for a protein of 120 amino acids. Gene Ontology annotation, molecular function: guanyl-nucleotide exchange factor activity; zinc ion binding. Gene Ontology annotation, cellular component: cytosol; membrane. Gene Ontology annotation, biological process: post-Golgi vesicle-mediated transport; small GTPase-mediated signal transduction. The record is from RefSeq and is a predicted model, not a curated record. The transcript has 2 exons. Lineage: Eukaryota; Metazoa; Arthropoda; Insecta; Hymenoptera; Vespidae.